Messenger RNA from Dryobates pubescens (Downy woodpecker), 1452 nucleotides. RefSeq names its product kelch domain containing 8A (gene KLHDC8A). Gene Ontology annotation, molecular function: protein binding. The record is from RefSeq and is a predicted model, not a curated record. Bases 11 to 1063 code for a protein of 350 amino acids. The transcript is spliced from 5 exons. NCBI's taxonomy places the organism in Eukaryota, Metazoa, Chordata, Aves, Piciformes, Picidae.
CCCAGCCCCCAUGGAGCUUGCUAACACCAAAGACUUCCAGUGGAAGUCCCUGGCCCCCCUCCCGAGCCCCAGGGUCUACUCCACCUUGGUGGAAGCCGGGGGCCAGGUGUUUGCCCUCGGGGGCUGCGAUGACAACGGAGUCCCCAUGGACUGCUUCGAGGUCUACUCCCCCGAGGCCGACCAAUGGACCUCGCUGCCCCCCAUGCCCACGGCCCGGGCAGGGGUGGCUGUGGUCAACUUGGGCAAGAGGAUCAUGGUGAUAGGAGGGGUUGGAGCCAAUCAGCUGCCCCUGAAGAUAGUGGAGAUGUACAACAUAGAUGAGGGCAAGUGGAAGAAGAGGAACUCGCUGAGGGAGGCAGCCAUGGGCAUCUCGGUGACAGCAAAAGACUACAGAGUCUAUGCAGCUGGUGGGAUGGGAUCUGACCUGCGGCCACACAACUACCUGCAGCACUACGACAUGCUGAAGGACAUCUGGGUGUCCCUGGCAGCCAUGCCCACACCCAGGUAUGCUGCCACCUCCUUCCUGAGAGGCUCCAAGAUCUAUGUGCUGGGAGGAAGGCAAUCCAAGUAUGCCAUCAACGCCUUCGAGGUCUUUGACACAGAGACCAGGUCGUGGAGCAAGUUCCCCAACAUCCCCAACAAGAGAGCCUUCUCCAGCUUCGUGCCCACGGAGGACAAGCUCUUCAGCCUGGGGGGGCUGCGCCAGGGGCGGCUCUACAGGCAGCCCAAGUUCAUGAGGACCGUGGACGUGUUCGACGUGGAGCAAGGUGGCUGGAUGAAGAUGGAGCGUGGCUCCUACCUGAAGAAGCGGCGAGCAGACUUCGUGGCUGGCUACCUGAAAGGCAGAGUUGUGGUGGCUGGAGGACUAGGAAACCAGCCAACGGUCCUGGACUCUGCAGAGGCCUUCCACCCCGAGAAGAACAAGUGGGAGAGCCUCCCCCCCAUGCCCACCCCACGCUGCGCCUGCUCCAGCAUCGUGGUCCGGAACUGUCUGCUGGCCGUUGGUGGAGUGAGCCAGGGCCUGAGCAGUGCAGUGGAGGCUCUGUGCCUCUCUGAGUCCUAGCUGCCUCCUGCCUGGCCAAGGACCUGCCCCUUGCUGCCUGCAGCAGUGGUGGUGCUGCUGGGUGCCCACCGCCCAAGCUGCCCUGGGAGCCUGGCAGCUGGGCACUGCCUGAAGCCAGCCUUGCCCUGGGGCCAGGGCUGCUGCUCCUCUCCCUCCUGGGUGCUGCCGUUCCAGCUGCACAGAGGGAAGGAGCACGCUGGCCAGUGGUCCUCUGCAGCUGUCUUGGGAGCUCUGCAGGGAAGGCCAUGUGAAGGAGCUGCCUGCAGUGCUGGUGGUGUGCCUCCUGCCAGCAGCAAGGACUCUGGGCAUCAGGGUGUGGGCAGGUGGCUGCCUGUGGCCAUCCUGACCCUCUAGCGAAGGGUUUGGAGGCGCUGGGAGCAUCCAGCCAG